Messenger RNA from Phaeoacremonium minimum UCRPA7, 2706 nucleotides. Its product is annotated as putative dna mismatch repair protein msh-2 protein. The transcript is spliced from 4 exons. The record is from RefSeq and is a predicted model, not a curated record. Lineage: Eukaryota; Fungi; Ascomycota; Sordariomycetes; Togniniales; Togniniaceae. Gene Ontology annotation, biological process: mismatch repair; mitotic recombination. Gene Ontology annotation, molecular function: mismatched DNA binding; ATP-dependent DNA damage sensor activity; ATP binding. Gene Ontology annotation, cellular component: MutSalpha complex; nucleus. The coding region runs from base 1 to 2706 and encodes 901 amino acids.
AUGUCGGCUCGACCAGAGUUGAAGGUCGAUGACGAACACGGUUUCAUCCGGUUCUUCAAGUCUCUGCCAGCUCUGGACGAUGAUACGAUCCGGAUAUUCGACCGAGGAGACUGGUACACGGCUCACGGGGAGGAUGCCAACUUCAUUGCGAGAACGGUCUACAAGACUACCUCUGUGGUUCGACAACUCGGUCGCAAUGAUCACACCGGCCUUCCCUCCGUCACAAUGACUAUUACAGUCUUCCGUCAAUUCCUCAGAGAAGCCCUGUAUAAGUUGGGCAAGCGUGUCGAGAUAUACGCCAGCAGUGGUGGCCGUAUGAAUUGGAAGAUUGUAAAGCAAGCAUCACCAGGUAACUUGCAAGACGUUGAAGAGGAUCUCGGUGGUCAAUUUGAGUCCGCUCCAAUGAUCCUUGCCGUGAAGAUUACAGCGAAAGCAUCAGAGGCAAGAAAUAUUGGUGUUUGCUUCGCAGAUGCCAGCGUCCGAGAACUCGGAGUAAGCGAGUUCCUUGACAAUGAUCUGUACUCUAACUUUGAGGCCCUUCUCAUUCAACUCGGCGUCAAGGAGUGCUUGAUCCAGGCCGACAAGGCCGACAAGGACAAAGACCCUGAGCUGACAAAGCUCAAGCAAAUCAUCGAUAAUUGCGGCGUUGCCAUAUCGGAACGGGCCGUGGGAGAGUUCGGCGUGAAAGAUAUUGAGCAAGAUCUGACAAGGUUACUGAAAGAUGAGCGUGCUGCGACAUUGCUGCCCCAGACCGAUCUCAAGCUCGCCAUGGGCUCUGCGGCUGCUCUGAUCAAAUAUCUUGGCGUCAUGCACGAUCCCUCGAACUUUGGUCAGUACCAACUGUAUCAGCAUGAUCUGUCACAUUUCAUGAAGCUGGACGCAGCAGCGUUGAAGGCACUUAAUCUCAUGCCUGGUGCCAGGGAUGGCUCAAAGACAAUGAGUCUAUAUGGACUGCUGAAUCACUGCAAGACGCCAGUAGGAAGCAGGCUGCUCUCACAAUGGCUGAAGCAACCCCUUAUGAGCAAGGAUGAGAUUGAAAAGCGGCAACAACUCGUCGAGGCUUUUGUCAAUGACACUGAACUUCGACAAACGAUGCAGGAGGAACACCUCCGGUCGGUGCCAGAUCUCUACAGACUGGCCAAACGCUUCCAAAGGAACAAGGCCAACCUUGAGGACGUAGUCAGGGCAUACCAGGUGGUAAUCAGACUGCCCGGGUUCCUUGGCACGUUAGAGGGAGUGAUGGACGAGACUUAUCGAGAUCCAUUAGAUGCAGCAUACACUACCAAGCUCCGAGAGCUAUCCGAUAGUCUCGUCAAGCUCCAGGAGAUGGUAGAGACUACGGUUGAUCUUGAUGCUCUGGACAAUCAUGAGUUCAUCAUCAAGCCAGAGUUUGAUGAUAGCUUACGCAUCAUCCGCAAGAAACUUGAUCGACUUCGCUCCGAUAUGGACAGAGAAUUCUCCGAAGCAGCUCGUGACUUGGGUCAAGAAAGGGAAAAGAAGAUCUUCCUCGAAAACCACAAGGAGUGCUCGACACAGAAGAAUGGCGUUUACUUCACUACCAAGAAUCUACAAGCACUUCGUCGCGAGUUUGAUCAGCUGUCUCAGACUUAUAACAAAACUCAGAGUGGCUUGGUCAACGAAGUCGUGGGUGUGGCAGCGUCAUACUCUCCGGUCUUGGAGAGGCUGGCAGGUGUUCUAGCUCAUUUGGAUGUCAUCGUCUCAUUUGCCCAUUGUUCAGUUCAUGCUCCUGUCUCAUACGUCCGGCCCAAGAUUCACCCUCGUGGAGAAGGCCAGACAGUCUUGAAGGAGGCUCGUCAUCCGUGCAUGGAGAUGCAAGACGAUGUCCAGUUCAUAACCAACGACGUUGAGCUGACUCGGGAUAAGUCAUCAUUUCUGAUCAUUACUGGACCAAACAUGGGUGGAAAGUCGACCUAUAUCCGUCAGAUUGGCGUUAUCGCCCUCAUGGCACAGGUUGGCUGUUUCGUACCAUGUGGCGAGGCGGAGUUGACUAUAUUUGACUCGAUCCUUGCUCGUGUUGGGGCCAGUGACUCUCAGCUCAAAGGUGUUUCCACCUUCAUGGCCGAGAUGUUAGAAACGGCGAACAUUCUGAAAUCCGCAACUGCCGAAUCUCUAAUCAUUAUCGAUGAGCUUGGCCGUGGUACGUCCACCUACGACGGCUUUGGCUUAGCAUGGGCGAUUUCGGAGCACAUCGUUAAGGAGAUUCGUUGCUUCGCUUUGUUCGCCACGCAUUUCCACGAGCUCACCGCGCUUGCGGACCAGUACCCCCAAGUCACCAAUCUCCAUGUGACGGCACACAUCAGUGGCACUGGCAACGGAAACGAGAACGACAAGCGCGAGGUUACCCUUCUCUACAAAGUUGAGCCAGGCAUCUGCGAUCAAAGCUUUGGUAUCCACGUGGCAGAGUUGGUACGCUUCCCAGACAAGGUGGUGAGGAUGGCGAAGCGUAAGGCCGACGAGCUUGAAGACUUCACAACGAAGCAUGACGAGACCCUUGGCAUGCAGUACAGCAAGAAGGACGUUGAAGAAGGCAGUGCCUUGCUCAAGGAGGUCCUGGUCAAGUGGAAAGAUGAAGUCAAGGGUGGAGAGAUGACCAAGGAGGAAAUGGUUGCUAAGAUGAAGGAGCUGGUCGCAGCUGAUGAGAAGCUGCUCGCAAACCCCUUCUUCCAAUCGGUCAAGGCACUGUAG